Messenger RNA from Colletotrichum destructivum, 1671 nucleotides. RefSeq lists its product as uncharacterized. The record is from RefSeq and is a predicted model, not a curated record. Lineage: Eukaryota; Fungi; Ascomycota; Sordariomycetes; Glomerellales; Glomerellaceae. The transcript has 2 exons. The coding region runs from base 411 to 755 and encodes 114 amino acids.
CAGCUCAUUGUACAACACUCUUGAGGUGUUUCCCGGCACAGACUUCAACGAUGGCCCGAACAUCCUCAGCGCCAACGGGCAGCGGGAGGGGGCCAUCGUGUGCCUGCUCGAGGUCCGGGAUAAAAUUUGGGAGCCCCUGACCUGCCCUCGGACAAACUUCACCAAAGAAAAAAGAAAACCCGCCCCCGUUGGCGGAUUAUCGUGCCCUUUUCGACCAGCGCGAGACGAAAAGACCUAUACCGAACUCGGAAUUAGAGAAUUCGAAAACAUUGCCCGAGCUUACCGAUAUCAUAGCCAUCGAAACCAACACCACAAGUUCUCCACCAACUGGUAGCGAACUUCAUGCCCCCAUUCGCUUCGGCUCUCGGGAACAUUGCCCACUCACCUACAUAUGCGUCACCCCCAAGCAGAUGAUCCCUCGUGACGACGAAAGACCUGAGCCCCUUCAAAACGGUAAACAGCCACUCUCCCCUUCUCAUCUGCCCCUGAGCCCCUUAUCCAUCGUAACUCAAUCCUCCCAUCAAACGAUUCUCUUGAACCCUGUCCACAGCAACAGCCGCGAGCAAUCAGACCAUGUGCUCCAUCGUAAGCACAGCCUAAGGAAUAGCCUCAUGGACGGCCCAUCUGUUUCCGUGACCGACAGCGAAAUACCGAGUCACAUGUGCCCCGCCCACCGGACCCGAGGCCCCUUUUCAGGGCGACCCAUAGGCGUCAACGGCCCUGUCGCUAGAGUUCCGCAAAACAAGACAGUAUAAUGGUAUUGAAAAGAUCAUGCAAAGUACCGCUCAAGAGAGGGAUGAGCCCCCCACGCCCCUCACCCGGGAGAUGAAAGCCCAUCAUUUUUCUAUUCUCGUCCUGUCGAGCCCAUCAAAAAAGUGUGAGCCUCCCGUGGUCCUGGUAGAUUACGCGCUCUCUGUGCUAAACGAAGUCACCCAUCUCCGAAUAGACCCCACUCCCGAAACCCGGUAGUUCUGGCGGGGACCAGGCCCCGUGAGAGUAACAUCGAAACCCCAAAUAUUGGUAUACAGUCUUCGCAACUUGGGCAUAGACGUGCCAACUCGGCAAGGCUCGGACAUCACAGCCCCCUUGCUCGUGGUUUCGUGAAGGCUGCCAUGGCCGAGAUCGAGAAAGGGGGCAAAACAACCGCAUCAACCUCCGCCCCAGCUCAUCAGCCUGGAGCUUCGUCAUUUCGCUGGAAACCUGAAUACCGAGUCUCCUAGAUCAGAAGCCCGGUCUGCGUCCCCGUUCCAGCCUCCGAAGUCCCGGAUCCGUGACACCGGUAGUGGUGUGCCUACCCUUGUCGUUGCCCAUCUCGCUCGUGGCCUAUCUACCGAAGUGACUAUAUGCUUCUAUUCCCAAACGACUUUCUCAACAUGGGAGAGCAACCUCCACCGGAGUGGGCUUAGCAAGUGAUCCAUCCCACAAGGUGGAUAGGAAUACUUAUAACCAUCCACCUUUUCUGCCGUAGCGUCACCGGCUGGACGGUAACACUAAGCAAUUUUGACAACCUGGGUCCAGGAGGAAGUCGAAACCCGGGAGAUACAUCCAUACCUAACUAAAUAUUCAUGAUAUCAACCCGUAAUCUAAAGCUGUGAAUAUGUCGGAUAAAGACCCUCAACCCCAGGGUCCCAGGUUGGCUGUAUUCUGAGCAGACCCUCAAGGUAACGCGUU